Messenger RNA from Oncorhynchus tshawytscha (Chinook salmon), 2654 nucleotides. Its product is annotated as ecto-ADP-ribosyltransferase 5. NCBI's taxonomy places the organism in Eukaryota, Metazoa, Chordata, Actinopteri, Salmoniformes, Salmonidae. The transcript has 4 exons. Bases 725 to 1618 code for a protein of 297 amino acids. Gene Ontology annotation, molecular function: NAD+-protein-arginine ADP-ribosyltransferase activity; NAD+ poly-ADP-ribosyltransferase activity. The record is from RefSeq and is a predicted model, not a curated record.
GAUGUAGUACAGAGUACAUGUAAUGAUUCUCCAUUUGACAGGAUGUAGUACAGAGUACAUGUAAUGAUUCUCCAUUUGACAGGAUGUAGUACAGAGUACAGGUAAUGAUUCUCCAUUUGACAGGAUGUAGUACAGAGUACAUGUAAUGAUUCUCCAUUUGACAGGAUGUAGUACAGAGUACAUGUAAUGAUUCUCCAUUUGACAGGAUGUAGUACAGAGUACAGGUAAUGAUUCUCCAUUUGACAGGAUGUAGUACAGAGUACAGGUAAUGAUUCUCCAUUUGACAGGAUGUAGUACAGAGUACAUGUAAUGAUUCUCCAUUUGACAGGAUGUAGUACAGAGUACAGGUAAUGAUUCUCCAUUUGACAGGAUGUAGUACAGAGUACAGGUAAUGAUUCUCCAUUUGACAGGAUGUAGUACAGAGUACAGGUGAUGAUUCUCCAUUUGACAGGAUGUAGUACAGAGUACAGGUAAUGAUUCUCCAUUUGACAGGAUGUAGUACAGAGUACAGGUAAUGAUUCUCCAUUUGACAGGAUGUAGUACAGAGUACAGGUGAUGAUUCUCCAUUUGACAGGAUGUGAUCUUUUAUUCCAGUCUUACGAACAGGGAUCACUUAUUGUUGUUGUAUCACUUGGGUUGUUGAAUUAAGAGUUAAUUUCAUUAUUUUUUAUGUUUGAUUAUAUUUUGAACAUGCUGUAGAUUUGAGGUCAACAACUUCUGCAACAUGGGUGGUGGAUAUCUCUUAAUUGAUGAUGUGAAGAGCACUGAGAAGAAGACAAACAGAAUCUUUGUCUUGAUGUUGAUUCUCUGUCUUCACUUUGGACUGGUGAAACAGAACAAGGUUUUCCCACUGGACAUGGCACCUGAUUCCGUUGAUGACAAAUACGAUGGCUGCAGAGACGAAGCCUUUAAGAGGGUGGAUGACUACUACCUCCCACAUGAGAACAACACCACCACUAACUUCAGAAGAGCCUGGGACAUAGCAGAGAAACAUGCAUCCAUUCCAACAGAUGGUCUGCAGAAAGUGCAUUCCGUCUCUAUGUAUUUGUACACAAAUAACAAACCCCAACCUCCUUCUGAAUCCUUCUACAUAGACUUCAACAAAGCAGUUAGACAAGGCAGGUAUGGGUAUGGAACAUCAUUCCAGUACCAUUCCCUGCACUUCUAUCUGACUGACGCCAUGCAGAUUCUCAAACAAAGUCAAACAACAUGUUGGACCACCUACCUUAGAACCAAUGUAACUUUUGAUCAGGAUGUUGUCAACAAAGAAAUGCGCUUUGGUUAUUUUGCCUCAAGUUCUUUACAUAAGACUUUAUACGAUUUCGGAGACACAUCCUGCUUUGAGAUCAACACAUGUUUUGGUGUUAACUUGACAUAUUACUCUGCAUAUGCAAACGAGGUGGAAGUUUUGAUUCCUCCCUAUGAGGUAUUCAAAGUGACCAACAUCCAGACAAAGUCAGCAGUCAGUAACCUGUGGUGUGAAGUCGUCUACACUCUAAAGAGCACUGGGAAAUGGAAGAGUGACCUGAAUUGUAAAGCAAUAGAUACAGGCUUCUGCUACAUGAAGCUACUAACUGUGUUCAUUGUCACAAUAGUGUUCAUAUAUUUACAACACUAAAAUAGUGAUUUUGUCAGACAGUAUAGGCAGCAGCUCUAUAGAGAUGAGAUGAUGACAUGGAAUGACAUACUGAAGUCAUAAAAUAAAACCAAUGUAACAGAAAUAUUUAAUUAAAGUAAUGUGAAUAAAUGUUGGUUAAAAAUUAUUAAGUGAUAACAAGUAAUGGUCAGUCACUACCAUCAUGGGACUUUUACUAAUAGUUUUAUUAUGUGUUACAUCAUUCAACCUACAUAACGUAUAGUGUAUUGUUUAAAAAAUAAUACAACUAUUUUUUAUUGUCAAACUGAAACCAAACCAACCUCAAAAAACACUAAUCGCUCAGCACUACCUCCUAUCAUGGAACCAAAGUGUAUUUUGAUCAGUACAAAAUAUGAGUUUCGGUAGCUUCACUUUGAGCACUAUAGGCAAGAAAAUAGGCAGAGAUUCAUUUGGAGCGACAUCCUGCUUUGAGAUCACCACAUGUUUUAGAGCUGACAUAUCACAUUACUCUGUAUUUACAGGAGAGAGAGAAGUCUUAAUUCCUCCCUAUGAGGUAUUCACAGUGACCAACAUCCAGAAGAAGUCACCAGAGAAUAAACUGUGGUGUGAAGUCAUCUACACAUUAGUGGCCACUGUAGUUUGGAAGAAUUGAACUGCAAAUUGGUGCCAAAAUAAAUCAGAAAAGAAGUUAUUUUUAUGUUUUACAAUCAACAAAACAGCUGCUACAGGCAACAUAAUGCUCUUUAAUUAUGUUCUGUAUAUUACUGAUCAUCCCAUCACCAAUGUACAACGGGAAGUCAUCUGAAACAAAGAUAUCUUUCUCAGCUCUCAGGUGUAAUGAUCCUGUUAAAUGGUUAAUCCCGCAUUACUUCCUCAGAUUAAUAAUACGAUUAUUUUUGUGCAAUAAAAAAUGUAAUGUGAUUUGUAAUUUGAUUAUAUUUUCAGCAUGUGCACUCCAGCUUUUUAUUUUAAAAAAUUACAAUUGAGCAUGAUUAAAUCCCAUGUCCUAUGUAUCCACUACCUGUACAUCAAUCAUAAAGAUAUGCAUUUCAUCUCA